CCUCCCCCCAUUACCCCAGAAAUCGAAGGGAGGAAGUGCUUAUAUUCAGCUUCUAGGCAGAGGGGCAGGGAAUGUGAAAAAUGCCCUCAGGUGCUUUGCCAACAUGGUACUAGACAGAUACUUUAGAGAUUAUAGUCUAAUUUGGGGGAGGGGUACAUUCAGGGUUAUAAUAACCCUGGGGCUGGCAGGGGCUUGUUGAGUUUACAGCUGCCUAGAGAAGAGUAUGGGGGUAAAAUAUGGACCAUGGAAAAAACUGGAUUAUAAAUCCUAGUAUUUAUAGAUUGCCAAAACUGGAAAAACCCUGAGAUUCUUCUCUCCUCCAUUUUAUGAAUAUAGAAACUGAGGCCCAGGGAGUAAGUGAUUUGCUGAAGGCAACACAGGAAGAACUGAGAUUAUAACCUCAGUCCAGUACCCCCUUCCUGACCACACUAAGCAUAAACAAGUGACUAGGAUCUAGGCUCUUUUCUCUGCUUCUAUUGGAAUAGGUAGCUAGCAUAAUUGCAAGCUGGAAGAGAGAGGAGACCUGCCCUCAAGCAACCUCCUACCUUCCUUUCUUAACAGAAUCUGAACUUGUACUGUCAGAUUUAACAUCCAUCACAUUUUCCCUGAGCCACCAGAAGCCAGGGCCUUUCCAUUGCAAGGUGGGCUUUCCUUCUGGGUUCCAAGUCCAUUAUUGAAUCAUCCCAAUGCUAGGCUACCUUUUUUUCUGAAUCCCUCACUCAAACAUGAAAAUUACGCUGAACUUGCCCUUUCUUACCACCACCACUCUCAGAUUGACACCUGCUAACUUUGGAGAGGAGGGUUUCAGCAGGCUGCAAAGGCCUAUUGGAUUCUGCCCCAGAGUGGGUCAGGAAAUCCACUACGAAACAGUCUGUGGUGUGAGCCUUUGAAGACCAGGGCAGGCAGGGAGAGUGGAAUUCUCAUUUAAUGUGAUAGUAGAUGUAGUCGACAGGGGAACCUAUGGAAGAAAAAAGUAGAGGAGAGGGAGGGGGAUGGAAGUAAUGACCCUAUGUCUCAUUAAACUGGAAAUGAAGCUCUCCCCUACAGAGAGAUAGGAGCUUUGCAAAGGGACCAACCUGGUUACCAUUAUUUGGGUGCAAAAACAGCUUUAGUAAAUUCCAGCCAUAUGUAAGGCACUGUUAAGCUCAUUCAAGCUCCUUGGAAACGUCAGCUGCGGUCCUUCCUAAAGAUCCAAUUUGCAAAAUGAUUUUUUCCCCUCUAUAAGUUGUGGCCAAUGUGGCUGCUUAAGAAACAGCAGUUCCAGAAUUCGAAUUCCGGUGGUGCCUCCGAUUUAUCACUGUGGAGUAACUGCACCCUGAGGUCAACCUGAGAGGGGCAGGGACCCCUCAACUCCCGCUCUAGUGGGUGGGUUCAGUUCAUUUAUACUAUACAAAUCCCAUCCUUUUCACGUCCGUGAGGAGCUAAAUCUAUGAGAAUCACAGUCCCAGGCCCAGUGAGGGGAACUAGGGAAAGCGAAGGGCAGGAUACAAAUUUCUGAGCUUCCGAGGCUGUCCGUUGUCAUGGCAAUUUUUGCGUUUGCGCGUGCGCGUGCAUACAUUCCGCCCCACAACAACACCCUCGCUCCUCGUUGUUCCCCUCAUUGCCCUGGGAACGCGAUGCGGAUUGGGGCGCUGAAGGAUAUUGGAAGUGGUGGGCUGGGCUGGGUGCCUGCAAAGUAUUUAUGAUGAAGCUGAGAGAGGACCACAGGUGCGUGGGGUUCAGUGGGAAAUGAAGACGUGCGCCUGCGCAGCGUCCCCUCGAAAAAAACUAAAUGAAACUAAAGACUAAGGGCUAGGUGCGAUGGGGGGGUGGGAGAGGGGGCGGGGUGCGUUGAUAGGCUGGUAUAUAUGGGGAGAGACUUCCCUCACGGAGCUGUGAUGGCCGAGUGGUUAAGGCGUUGGACUCGAAAUCCAAUGGGGUUUCCCCGCGCAGGUUCGAAUCCUGCUCACAGCGACUCUUUCAUGUUUUAGGAAUGAAUAGGCGUCCCGCUUUAAUCUACUUCUUUUCAAAUAUAUGAAAUAUUCUUUAUUCAGACUGACAAAUAAUCUGUUGGGCAUCUCCUCUUCCAUCCUUGUUUCAACGUUUCAUGUGUUUCUCUGGCUUCCGUCAUGACAUACUCAAAGCAUAUACCUACUUCAACCUCGAAAAAGAUAGCGAUCUGUUUUUAUUAAUGCCUUUUGUUUUACUUUCAUUUCCAAAUAUAUCCCAGUCACUUCAGCGUUUAAACUUUCCGUUAUAACAAGAAAAUGUUAUGAAAAUUCAACUAGAGAAUCCCUAAGUAAAUGCAAUAUUUUGCCUCAGUAGCCCACCACCUCUCUGCCAGAAGGGUUAUUCAUUCAGAGCUCCUGGAAGUGGUUUGUCAUAUUCCCCUGUGGCCCUAGAUACCACACUCCCCACCACCAAAAAUAGCAACCUCUUUCUACCCAAAUUAUGCUCCUUAAUGUUACUGUUUCCGAUUAUAACGGAAAGUUUAAACGCUGAAGUGACUGGGAUGGCUCCAGCAACAAUGUCAGCCUUGAUCUGAUUAGAGUUCAGGAUCUAGAAGGAGGUGUGAUUGUGGUAGGGACAGAGGGUAUUUACUGGGCAACAAAACAUCUGGUGAGAAAAUGGCUAGGGAAUAAAGCAGAACAUUUGUAAAAACAGACAAACAAAAACCUUGUCAAUAAUUUUCCAUCCUUUCUUCCCACUUCUUGGCUUGUCCUUCAUAAUCUGUCUUGACUACAGUCACAUCUGUGUCAGAUAAGUAUAAAUUGAUGCAAUAUUUUCAUUUCUUGGAAUUUGGCUUCUUGACAAACUGCUAAUCUUAGGAGGUUAUUAUUAAAGAUAAACUGAUCUACCACUUUAUUAAACCUGUUCAAAGAAAAUAAAUCAAUUUAACCUACCAUUGACCCUUAACGAAGUCAGCUUUUAGUGAUCACUACUUGUUUCUAAAUGCUUGUAAAUUAUCCCUUUAAUAAUGUUCUAAAAAUUUGCCAGAAUUCAAUAUCAAACUUUUAGAUCUUUUUGGUUUCCAAAUGACACCUUAUUUGCGCUUUUGAAUGUUGGGAUAUUUAUGCUUAUCCUUACCUAAGCAGUUAGAUGGAUCUAUAAUUUGGAAGUCAUGAAUUUGAAUUUGAACACCCCUUAUAGAUGUGUGAUCAUGGGCAAGUCACUUAUUAAUGCUGCCUGACUCAGUUUUCUCAUUCCUAUAAAAUGGGGAAAAUAAUAACAGUAUCUUCCAACUCAGGGUUGGUAUGAGGGUAAAAUGAGCUAUUUGUAAAGUGCUAUGCAAACUUUGAAACUACCAGUGGUUCCUCCUUUCAGGGCCUAUAUUUUCUGCCUUUUAAGCAUUUUGAAUAUAAAGUCUUUAAAACAAUUCCUUGCCCUAUCACUCUACUUACAUUCUUCCAGGUUUCCCUCUUCACUUUCCUCUACCCCACCAGUACCUCCUUGACUUUGAUCUCACUCAGACCGUGGGAAACCCUUCUUCAAAGGGGUAUUGGUCUCCCCUCCCCCACUGUCAGUAUCAUCCCUUCCUUUCUUGGGUCCCUUACUUGCCCUUCCCUGCCCCUUGCAAGUUCUUAAAUCUCAGGUACCCAAAUGCUGAGCUCCCAUCCCCCUCAGGCCCUUACCUAUAGGAGAGAUGGGAUGGAGAGCCAAGGUGAGCAGGUCCAGAGCUGUGACCACAUUGGAACAUAAUAGGGGAUUGCCAUGGGUGAGUGGGGGAUUGAGGUGAAGCAGACUGCCACUUUGGGAGCAUCCAGGUUUCUGCUGGAAUUUCCCUCUGCUUCAAUAAUCAUGUUUUUACAUGCCCCAAAACUAUUUUCACAGAUCCACUUACAAGACAAGACAUUUUUGCCUUUCUAAGCCUCCUCACAUUCAUUUAAAUGUAAUGAGAAAGAAUAGAGUUGCUAUAGAAAUGUGAAUUAUUCACAUCCCAGCCCACUGGCUCUGAGCAGAAAGGAGGAUUUCCUUCACUCCCUUGCUCUAUCCCUCAUGUGUUUCUCUGUCCUAUGGAAUCUCACGGGAAGAGGCUACCACAGAGAUUUAUGGGGAGAUCAAUAGAUGGCCAGAGAGAAGAAUCGGAGAAUCAUGGGGACAGUGGUGUUGGGGAGAUUAUUCCCAGGUGGCAGUGGAGGGAGGAGCACUUAAUCAUCUUCACUUUCUAAUAUUUAAAGGUGUAGCGAAUCUCCAGGCAAUAAAUCUGUGGGUUCCCAUCUCUUACCUCCUCUGCCCCCCAGCUCCCAAGACUUUCAGGGAAAUUAGGACUCUAGGGACAGAGCAAAAGUAGGUCUUCCCAGUCCUGCAUCUCCUCCUUUGAAGAGCCGAAGCAGGAGGAGCAGCCAGGCCUGGGAAUUAAAGCCUAUAGUUGCUGCACAGCCAGGGAGGGGGAAAUCAAUGACACCUGACCAGCUGUGCUGCUUCCGUCCUGCAGAGCCCUACGCGUGGAGGACACGAGCUUACAGCCCUCCUCUGCCAUUUCCCAUUCCCUGGUAACCAAAGACACCCACCAGGUGUCUGGGAGCCUGAGAGGCUGGAAUAUAUCCAGUUCGGUUUGAAUGCAAGCUGCUAAAGGAAGAAAUCAAGAACUCUGGAUGGGCAUUUCAGGGUUUGAAAAGGGAUCUCAGAGACCAUCUAGUUCUCAUUAGUCACACACACCCCCCUCCACUGACCCCAAGACAGUGCCCCUCUUCGAUCUUAACCCUGCUGGUAGAGACUAAAGGCCGGCCCAGAGUUGAGUCCAGAGCCACUGAAUCAGGCAUCUCUUGUUCCUGUGCAGGACAAGCUCCAAGUCCAGCUUCUGUGGCCUAAUCUGUGGGUUCCUUCCCAGAAAACCUGUCAGGCCUUGUGGCUCCUCUUGCCUAACCCACUUUUCAUUUUUCUGUUUCUAUUUUUGUUCUAUUGGUCUCCUUCCCUUUCAUUCCUCUUCUCCUUUUUCUCCCAACUAGUUUGACCCAUUUGUUUGUCCCCCAUUUGGUGACCUCCCCCUCCACUCUUUCCCCCAACACCCUUCAGCCAAGGGCCUCCUGUUUCACACCUCAUGGGCCAAAUAACUGUUCUCAAGGAAUGGAAAGAGAGGAGUGUGGGGAGGAGGAGCAGCAGCAGUGAAAACAGUCUGUGUGAAAGAAAAGCUGUAGGAAAGAGGGAGACAGUCACAGAUACAGAGAGGCACAAGCCCAAGGAGAAGGAGACCAAGACACUGAGAGAGCACGUUCCUCGGCCCUAGUCUCAGCUCCCAGGUCCUCUCCCAUUUCUCCCCCAAGGCAUGCAUGCAUGCACUCUCACAAGUGGCCGCUACAUCUGGCCCGUGGGCCUGGGGCCCAGGCGCGUGCAGGAUCAAAGAGGGCUGGAAAGCAGGGGGUAGAGAAGGUGUCAAUAACUCUUCGGUGUCAACCACCUUCCCAGGGAAGCCUAGGGCUGAGAGCCUGGGAGAGCAGAGGGGCUGGAGAUAGAUACCCGCAGGGAGGGUAGUCAGAGAGAUAGACUGGGCACACAGAGAGAAAGAGGAAAUGAGAGGCUGAGGCAAAGAGGCAGAAAUAGUGGAGACAAAAAGGAGUUAGAGAGGAAAGGAGGAGAGAAAGUAAGAGAUGGGAGAUAAAUCCCUAGAAAAGCAAGAAUCAGGAGCCCAGAGCUAUCUGGGCCAAGCUCCUCUUUGUCCAAGUUAAUCCCUCGGCACCCUGCUCCCAUUCUCCCUCUCAUAUUCCUCUUCCUCUUGCCCCCCUUUUCACUCAGUUGCCCUCUUGCUGGGGAUCAGAGGAGAUGGCAUUUUCUCACAGUCACACCUAAGGAAGGCAUGAGGUGAGGGUGGGAGAAGUGGGGAACUGAGCUUGAUAAAGAAAAAGGAAGGAAAAUAAAGCGAUGGAAGAGAAAAAGGAGCAAGGACAAAGACUUUGGGAAGAAGAGAUUAAGGUUACAAAAUUCUUCACAUUUAUUAUCUCACAAUAACCCUGGGAAGCUAGUUACUAUUACCAUUCCUAUUUGACAAACGAGGAAACAGACUCAGAAAAGGUGACUUGUCCAGAGUCACACAGUUUUUAGUGCCUAAGAGAUGCUCUAUCCAUUACACCAUACUUUCCUUUUUCAGGAACCUGAUAGAAGUUUGGCUUUCAAUUAAAAAUGUAAGUUUUUCUUUUUUUUUUUAAUACUUAUAAAAAAAGAGAAGCUACAUUCUGAGCAGGAACUGAAGCUGGCUCUCCUUGAAGAUAGAUCCUAAUUGCCUCUCACUGAGCCAAAUGCCUACCUGCUGCAUACACAACUGACUCCAAAUUAUCCCAGGGACACUUUGGUUAGAGAGGAUCUUCUGGCUAGAGCUAGGCACAUGACUCCUGGCUUCCCAGGGGAGAGUAGGGCCAGGGGUUUAAGAAGUGCUUCAUUAAUUCAAUAAACAUUAAGGACCUACUAUGUGCCAGGAGAUACAAAAAGAUGCAAAAGAUAGUCCUUAGUCUCAAGAAUCUUAUAAUCUAACAGGGAAGACAAUAUGCAAACAAAUGUAUUUGAAGCAACUAGAUACAGAAUAUAUAGUUUAAGGUUAUAUCAUGUUAAAGUUACAGAAUUGAGUUGAAAUUAGGUAUUCUGAAGCCUUGACUCCAUCCUUUUGAGGAUGGUCCCAACAGUAGGUAAGGCCUGACAGCAAGGGUCAGAACUGCAUCCUAGGUUGCAGACAGGCAGACAGAUAGACAGAGGCUUCUGGGCACUUUAUGAAGGGCUCUUCUAGUCUGGGAAGGAACUGAUGAUGGAGUGGGGUGGUGAGAGAGGGAGGAGGGUCCCUUUCCCGGCCACCUCUCAAUUCUGGCUGCUCUGGGUCAUUAAAGCCAUCCCAUAUGGCCAGGGGUUGGACCCACACCUGGUUGUGAACAGCCUUUCCCUCCUCUACCAGGCCAUGGUGAAAAGGAAACCACAAACCUGACCUAAAUUCCCAGGGGGGGGGGGAUAGGGUCUCAGGCUUCAGCCAUACCCCCCCUCAACAUCUGUGCUGUCCCAUUUGGCCUCACUGGGGAGGCUGAGUCUACAUUCCUGGGGGCACCCCACCCUGGUUAUACUGGCUGAAAUGUUUUCUAGAGGCCAAAAUUUCUGCCCUUUGCAGAAAUUAUAAAACCAUAGAUAAACCAGAGCACUAGGAAGAGUCUGUGGGAAAUUAUCUCUACUCUUAAAUUCUUUCCUUCUUUCUGAAUCUAUGUCCCUGUUUGUGUCUAUUUUGCCUGUGCUUCUCUUUGAAUCUUUCCACCAAACAGAAUAAACAUUUUUCUUUUUUUCUUUUUUUCUUUUGGACAAAGUUGAGUUGAAUGGGUAAGAUAGAACAGUCAGAAAGGGCUUUGAACUGGCAGUAAAAAAGAAGUCAAACUGAGUUUGUCUUCUGGUUCUGCCACUUAAUAAAUUUUGUGACUUUGGCCAAGUCAUUGCUCCUUUUUGGUGAGCCUCAGUUUCCUCAUGUAUAAAAUUAUCAAUUUGGACUAAACUCCCAAAUCUCCUCCAGCUCUGAUAUUCUAUAUGUAUUGUCUCUAGGUAGUGCAGGGCCUGCAGUCAGAAGACCUGCGUUCAAAUCUAGUCUUAGACACUUUACUAGCUUACUAGUGAUACCAGGCAAGCCACUUAACUUCUGUUUGCCUCAGUUUUCUCAUCUGUAAAAUGAGGAUUAAAAAUAGUACCUACCUCCCAGGGUGGUUGUGAGGGUUCAAAUGAGAUGGAAAUUAUAAAACUCUUAGCCCGGGGCCUGCCAUAUAGUAAGUGCUAAUAUAAAUUUUAGCUGUCAUUGUUCCUAUCAACUGGCAUAUGCACAGAGUAAGGUAGUCACUUCUGAUAUCAUCUUAAAGAUUUGGAAUCAAAUUCCACCAGCAUUUAAGUGUAAGAGGAAAUAAGCCAGGGUCAGGUUCAGUAAGAUAGUCCCUGCCCUCAAAGAACUUAUAGUUUGGGUACUACAGGUAACUAGACAUUAUCAGACAAGCAAAGACAAAAGCCUUACUGCUCUCCCCCCCAAUACCCAAAGCAGGUCUCCAUCAGGUCCUAUGUGAGGAGAGUGGAUUAAUUACUAAUGGGAAAACUAGGGAUGAAAUAUUUUUGAAGAAUGGGAGUGGGAAGCAAUGAUUUGGAGACACUUGGUUUGUAAACUAUAAAGCACUCUAUUAAAUGUGAGCUUUAGGGAAAAGAUCUAGAAAAAAAACAUGAAAAGAAGGGAAGCAGGGAAAGAGAUAGGUUUUUCCAAGGCUAGGGAACAGGUACCAGAAAAGGCUGGGAUAAAGAAUAUGGGAAAAGGAAGGCUGAUUUUUUUUUUAUCAGGGUUAGUGUGGAUACAGGUACUCCUGAGCACUGGUAGAAGGGCAUGGGAAGGUGGCACCCACCUCUGUCUACACUUAGACACUCUGUUCCCUCUUAGUUCCAUCAUCUGCAAGUGAACAUGUAAAUACUUUAAUUACCUGCUUCAUAGUGUUGUUGGGAGGACAUUGACAUCAAAAUAUGAAGUAUUAUGUGAAUCAUAUAUUAAUAUGUAUGUAAAUUACUGGUAUCAGGAGCUUCCAAUUAAGUACUCCCUCUACCAAAAAUAAAACAGCAUUCAGUUGUUCUGUUCAGGAUCCCAUAAGCCACAUGGGCAGGAGUAGAAUCCAGAAUUUUUUAAUUUCAAGCCUAGCUCAAACCACCCUGAAUAACUUCAUCCUAUAACUUCACUAAUAGUCUAAUACCAAGAGAACUUUUUCUGUAAUAUGUGACCCUGGAGGAAGAUAUGGCCACAUAGUGACUGACAGCUACUAUUGAUAGAAAGAAGGAACUUCAAGGCACAUUCUCAGGGUCCUUAGCCUCGUUCUCUGGCCAUUACAGCAAGCUGCCUCUCACACAAACAUCACUACUGUUAAACAGAAAAGAAUAAUAGUAGGAUUUAGAAGAGUUCUUUUCUUUCUGAACUCCAACUAAAGAUGGGAUAAAAAUAAUGGUACUUGCCAACAUCCAUCCUUCACUGCAACCAUAACUCCACCCUGGGACAAAUUUGUGAAACUAAGACUUUCUGAAUGUAACCUCAACCCUAGUGGCACCUCACAAAUUCUCUUUGGGGAAACACCAGCCCCCAACAAUAGGCCUUUCCCCUUUCAGCUAAGUUUGCCUGCCCUUACUCACACCUCCCCCUUCCGGUAGCCUCGUGUCCUUAGUCUGGGGGGCCUUGAGCUGGCUGUUCACACCUAGCCUGUCGCUAUAGGCUGUGGCAGCAGGGGUGUUGAGGGGGUCCUGGAGGCGGUGCUGGAGGGAGGAGGUGUCCAGGAACCCUCUGCCUUGAUAUAAAGCACUGGGCAGGCACUGACCAGCUCCAUUCCAAGGUCCAGAUGCGAGAUGGUGACCAGGGAUCGAGCAGAGAACAGGGAUAGUCCCAAGAUGCUGAAGCCACUGGUGGAGAAGCGGCGCCGAGAUCGUAUCAAUCGGAGCUUAGAAGAGCUUAGACUGCUACUGCUGGAGAGGACCCGGGACCAGAAUCUGCGGAACCCGAAAGUGGAGAAGGCCGAGAUCCUGGAAUUCGCCGUAGGCUACUUGAGGGAGCGGAGCCGGGUCGAGCCCCCGGGCGCCCCUCGAGCCCCCACUCAGGACUCCGAGGCACUGACCAGCUGCUACCUGUCCGGCUUCCGCGAGUGCCUCCUCCGCCUGGCAGCCUACGUCCAUGAAGCCAGCCCGGCAGCCAGAGCGCAGCUCCUCUCUACCCUCCACAGCUACCUCCGGCCCAAGCUAAACCAGCCUGAGCCCGGCGCUGGGGAGCCCCGCUGCCCGCCUCCUCGCCCCGCGCUGGACCCCGCCGCCCCGCCGCCAGGCUCGAUGCCUGCCCCUGCCCACCACCACCCUCUCCUGCCCCCCACCAGUCCCCAAUCCGCCUGGUCCUCAACGCUCAGCACGACCUGGCCGAGGCACCUGGGCGCACGGGCGCCGCACACAGGACUGCGCCCGCUUCAGAGACAAGAGAGGGUGCCACCGCGGGGGAAGUCCCCGCCGGCCCCACCGCCAGCCUUCUGGAGACCUUGGCCUUGAGUUUUUUGGGGAGGGAGGGUAGGGCACUGGGGGCCGGAGGAGGGAGCCAGGAGUGGAGGAGUUCAGGAAGGUGGCGGGGAGGGCGGGGCGAGAGAGGAGAGAGAAAAAGACUCCGUUUUGGAGGGCGGGGGCGGGGCUCGCGUCCGGGGCCCCAGGAGGAGGAUGCUUCCCAGGACCCAGGCGUCGGGGGCGGGAAGGCGGGCUGCCUGGGGACAGAGGGUGCAGGGUGGGAGAGUCGGGGACAAUGGGUGCUGUGGUCGUGUUGAGAUUCUUGUUUAUAUAUAGUAUCUAUAUAAAUAUAUAUUUCCCCUUGUCCCUUUCCUCCCUUCCCUCUGAUCUUCACACCAGCCCCUCCGAGCCCCUAAGCUUUCCACCCCUUCUCCUCUGCCCGGCCCUGCACCCCCGGCCUAGCUGGUGCAUGGAAUAAAGUGGUGAUCGAAUCCCUUUUUCUCCGAGUCCUUUCCCCUCCGCUCCCCCCUUACCUCUCCCUGGGCGGCGCCGCGAGCUGACAGGUAAGUAAGGAGAGCUAGAGCUGUACUGCAAACCUGGAGACAGAACGGGCGGAAGGAUAGUUGGGGGUGGGGUGGGAGGCAUUUGGGAGUGGGAGACCAUUUUAAUAGGCCUCCCAGUUCCUCACUCACCUAGACUGCCAAUGACCAAGGGAAGAGGGGGGAAAAAAAUAAAGCGACUCUGGUGGGAUUCGAACCCACAACCUUUGAAUUACUCUCUCGUCACUAGAAGUCCAAUGCGCUAUCCAUUGCGCCACAGAGCCACCUGCCGGGGCUCUGCAGCUCGUGCCCUACAGCCGCCACCAUCGCCGCCUAAGGAAUGGGCAAGAGGGAGGGGAAGAAGCAAAGGCUGCGAAGAAAUGAGGGAGGAACAGGAGAGGAAGGGGGCGGGGUGGGUCGAGCAGAGCCUGACUCCUACUAGAGAGCUGGAGUUGGUGGCUUAGGAAGGGUGUGUGUGUGCGUGUGCGGUAUAUAUAAGUGUAGGUUAUGUGUGUGUGUAGGAAUGGAUUGUGUGGGGGUCGGGUAUGUGGUGUGUCUGGAUCCGCGUAUCUGCGUGAAGGUGGUGUGUGUUUGAGUUGUGUCUGUGUCGGUGUGUGUAGGUAUAGGUUGUAGGGGGGGUGUAGAUUUCGGUGGUAUAGACCUGUGUAGGUAUGGGUUGGGUGUAAGAUGUGUCUGUGUGUCUUGGUUAUGUGUGUGUUGUUUUUCUGUGUGCGGUAUAGGAGCCUGUCUGUGCAUGUGAUGUAUGCGUGUCUGCGCGAGUGUCUGCGUGUUCGCCUGUGCGUGCGUCUGCGCGCCUGUCUGUGCGUGUCUACGUGUGUCUGUGAACGUGUUGGUUUGUAUUCCGAGUGCCUAGUUAGUCCUUCGGUAGGUCGCUGGAGCUGACGACGUUGGCAAUGGAAGCUACUUAGCUCGGAGUCUUUAGGGAUUCUCUCACCUCCCCCAUCUUACCCUAGGCCACGCAGGCGCGCUAGGGCAGUGCCUGCCUUUGUCUCCUCCCUUUCUCUCUUCAAUCUCCCUCCCUAUCUCUUUACACUGUCGACUAGCCCUGGGUCUGUGUGCGCGGAUAUAACCCCUUCCCCUACGUAUCAAAUUUGCUUCCUGCUCCCUCCCCUUCCAAUAAAUUGUUUUAAUUUUUAA
Messenger RNA from Monodelphis domestica (gray short-tailed opossum), 11624 nucleotides. RefSeq names its product hes family bHLH transcription factor 7 (gene HES7). Lineage: Eukaryota; Metazoa; Chordata; Mammalia; Didelphimorphia; Didelphidae. The record is from RefSeq and is a predicted model, not a curated record. Gene Ontology annotation, molecular function: protein dimerization activity; DNA binding. Gene Ontology annotation, biological process: regulation of DNA-templated transcription.